Messenger RNA from Penicillium oxalicum, 1773 nucleotides. RefSeq names its product putative capsule-associated protein CAP1. The record is from RefSeq and is a predicted model, not a curated record. The transcript has a single exon. Bases 1 to 1773 code for a protein of 590 amino acids. Lineage: Eukaryota; Fungi; Ascomycota; Eurotiomycetes; Eurotiales; Aspergillaceae.
AUGCCGCCUUCAGAUGGCAGGAUGCGCACUCAACGGCUACUCCUCCUGCUCGCCAUCGUCUUUGUCGCGUGUCUCUCGCUCGUCCUCCUCCGUCCCGACCGUGUCCCCCAAAACCAAACCCACGUCGACGAUGCGCCGGACCACGCUCCGCCCGAGCCUAUAAGGCAUCCCCAACUGCAUCCCGACGAUGCUUCAUAUCCGCCCGAGAAGGCGCAUCCCAUCUCGACCUUGAUGCAGACGGCACAGCGGUCAUUCGACGAUGUGCUGGCCCGCCAAUCGAAAUCUCUGGCCGACGCGGUUCAGGAGUACCAACGUCGCUACAAGAUGCAUCCGCCGCCGCAUUUCGACAAAUGGUUCCAGUUUGCUCAGGCCAAGGGGGUGAAGCUGGUGGACGAGUUUGAUUCCAUUUACCAUAACCUGCGGCCAUUCUGGGCUGUGAAGCCGGCGGUCAUUCGCGCCCGCGCCCGCGAAACCCUCGGCUUUGACAACGCGGUGAUCGGGCUGCUGAUCCGCAACGGUGAGGUGACGCUGAUUGAAGGCGGUGGUGAUGGCCGGAAGUGGCAACGCGAGGCCACCGUCGGCAUGAUGAAGGACUUUGUCAAGUACCUGCCCGACAUGGACCUCGUCUUCAACACCCAUGAUGAACCCAGGGUGGUGAUUCCCAGUGAAGACCUCGAGCGACUCGUGCAAACGGCCACGGACCAUGUCAUUCCGGCGGCCUUUAGCAGAAAGUCGGUCACCAACGCCUGGUCUCCUCGGGCGGCCGACCUAAACAAAGGCGAUCGGAUUGACGAAGUGCGCACCACGCGCUUCAAUCGAUUUGCCCAUCAGCCGACCUGGACUAAUUCCCGGAUUUCGUGCCCGGCCGACAGUCCUGCGCGGUCGCUCAACGAGGACGCACCGGACGAGGUCGAGCCUUACGCCCUUGGUGAACUGGGCUUUGUCUACAAUACGACAGCCUUUUCCGACAUCUGCUACACUCCAUCCCUUCGCGAUUCGUACGGCUUUUUCGACCGUCCCAAUGCCUUCGACGUUGUCCACGAUUUGUUCCCCGUCUUCUCGCAGAGCAAAAUCUCUAGCUUUCAGGACAUCCUGUAUCCUAGCCCCUGGUACUGGGCCGACAAGGUUCCCUACAACAAGAACAAGGAUUAUCGCUGGGAUGACAAGUCCAAUCAUAUGUACUGGCGUGGCACAACGACUGGUGGGUUUUCCCGUGCGGGCGGUUGGCGUCGCCAGCAUCGCCAGCAGUUUGUGGAUAACGUCAACUCCUUGGCAGACUCGAAGAUCCUCACGCAACAGGAGGAUCGAUCCUGGGUAUCGCAGGGGGUCAGCCGGAAGAGCUACCGAGAUUUAUUCGAUGUCAAAUUCACCAUGAUUGGUCAGUGUGACCCCGAUGAUUGUCACGCCCAGGAGGAGUACUUUGACGUGGUCAAGGCUGCUGGACAGCAAGAUGCGUGGGCCCACAAGUACUUGGUCGACAUUGAUGGGAAUGCGUUCAGUGGGCGAUUUUACGCAUUCCUUCGAAGCAACAGCUUUGUUUUUAAGAUUGCCAUCUUCCGCGAGUGGCAUGAGGAAUGGCUCAAGCCGUGGCUGCACUACGUUCCGCUCAGCCUAAAGGGCAAUGAAUACGUGGAAACCAUGCGAUACUUUACCGCAGAGGAGGAGGGCCGGAAGGCCGGCCCUGCCAUUGCCACCAAGGGCCAAGAAUGGGCCCAGCAAGUCUUGCGAAAGGACGAUUUGGAGGUUUGGUUCUUCCGCCUGCUGUUAGAGUGA